This is a messenger RNA of Peronospora matthiolae, 1476 nucleotides long. The record is from the annotation of a GenBank genome assembly. Lineage: Eukaryota; Oomycota; Peronosporomycetes; Peronosporales; Peronosporaceae.
AUGAGCCGCUCGACAUCCCGUCGGACCAGCGCCUCUGCUGCUGCUCCUGGAGCCCCUGGCCCAGCGACCGAGACGCUGGUGCUGCGCGCAACGCCAUCCAUCAAGCGCUACAACAUUGCGCGCUUCGAUGUGCCCGAGCUGCCGAACUUCAGCUCGUGUGCCCAGCCUGUGAUGAUGUACCGAGAGCCUGAGCGCGUGGACGACGAGGAAGAAAAGGACGACGAGGCGCCUGUGGGCUUCAAUCCAGCGCUGCGGAAACGUCGUCGACGUCGUCGCAAAGACACGCGCACGGCUGGCUGGGUCAUUGAAGACAGUGCCGGUCAGAACAAGUUCAAUGGCACGUUUGAAGGCGGUCAGUCGUCCACGUACAUGCUGUUGGUGAAGAACCGACACAAUGACGAGUUCAGCGUCAUGCCGGUAGAGCAGUGGUUCCGGUUCAAGAAACCGUUGAACUACCGGACGUUGACGCUCGAGGAGGCUGAAGAGAUGAACAAUGAGAAGAAGCGCGCGGUCGAGCGCUGGCUGAUGAAGCACCGACUUGCCGGUGAAGACAAGACAGAUGCUGCUGGCGCGGAGACCGUCAGUGCCCCUCGUGUCCGUACGGGCGCAAUGCCGACUGCGUCUUCUGGUGCUGCCACUUCUUCCAAGGGAAAUGCAGACGGGGACGAUAUCUUUGGUGCGGCGGAGACCGUGCGUCGUCCACGUGCCCCACGGUCUAAAGCUCGUGGCGAAGGCGCGACGGGAGAAGAUGGUGGAGAUUUUGAAGAAAAGUUUGAUGAUGACGAGAGUGACGCUGAGAUCCAUCAUGACGAGCCGCAAGGACUUGAGUCUGACUCGGACGAAGACGAGUUCGAAGUGGACCCGGAAGGAACUGGCAAGUUGACGGAAACAGGUCAAGCGAUGAAGGAUCUGUUGAAGCGAGCGCAGAAUGGAGAGAUGCUGGAGAACAGUAAGGACAAGGAAGAUGAGGACGACGACGAAGAAGAUGACAAUUUUUCAGCGAAGGAUAUGGACGUCAUCAAGCGUGAUCUGGGUGGCAACAUCAUUCGAGACCGGUCCGUUGCUUCUGAAGAAGACGCUGCGUCUGGUGAAGCCAAGGCCGGGGACAAUGCUGCAGAUGGUGUCGCUGCUGCAGACUUGAACGGCAAGACAAAAAGUGCAGCGACGGUCAGUGCUGAUAGCGCUAGUGGGAAGCGCAAGGUGGAUGACAGUCGUGCGAAGGAAGAUACACCUCAGAAGAUGUCGAAGACAUCGGCAGCUGCGUCUGCCAACAAGCUUACGGAGGCUGGUGUGCAGCAGGAGCUUAUUCGCUACGGUGGGCGCAUGCGCACGCGAGAUUUGCUGCGAAAGCUGAAGAAGCUGAUUACGACGGACAAUGAUAAGGCGCUGCUGAAGGACAUUUUGCGUACUAUUUGCGAUGUGGAAGUGGAUGCAAUUGACGGCCGUCUGCUGGUGUUGAAGUCACAGUUCCGCUAA